This is a messenger RNA of Vombatus ursinus (common wombat), 6967 nucleotides long. Its product is annotated as double-stranded RNA-specific adenosine deaminase-like. Gene Ontology annotation, molecular function: double-stranded RNA binding; tRNA-specific adenosine deaminase activity; double-stranded RNA adenosine deaminase activity. Gene Ontology annotation, biological process: RNA processing; adenosine to inosine editing. The transcript is spliced from 15 exons. The coding region runs from base 248 to 3790 and encodes 1180 amino acids. The record is from RefSeq and is a predicted model, not a curated record. Gene Ontology annotation, cellular component: nucleolus; cytoplasm. Lineage: Eukaryota; Metazoa; Chordata; Mammalia; Diprotodontia; Vombatidae.
AGUAAAACUUAGCUGCAGCCAUUUUAAGUCUGCAAGCCGUGUUGUCUCCAUAGGACCAAGGGAAGAUGUUUUAUUUUCAUGCUAUCAAAGUUAUUCCUCUUUACUUUUAAACAGGGAUGUUAGACUGCAAGAGCUAGCCUUUGGAGGCUCCCUUUCUCCUUCUCUAGAGGGAAGUUUUCCUGUAGUUAAUGGAUUAGUUUAUACCACAGGAGUUUCUUUUCUUGUGCUCAGAUAAGUGAGAUGAAUUAUGCUCAUCGGUAUGGACGAACUUCAGGGGUGUUCCCUCGACAGACACCGUAACCAGCAGAUACAAGACUAUGAUCGCUGCAAACCCAGACAACAGCUGGGGCAGGGGUUCUUUCCCGAUAGAUUCCGAAAUCAGCAGAUAGAAUUCCUGAGGGGACAACUCCUAGAAGUGCCCCUGAUCAGAGAACAGACAUCAACAUCUUUCCUGACCAGGGAGAGGCCAAGUUUUACAGGACUACCUGGUGGCGUGAGGCAGCCUGGGAACUGGAAUAUUGUAAGGCCACCUCUUAGCAAUCCCUCCCCCUGGAAAGGCUCACCUUCCCCAAGAGGCCGAGCCACAUCAAGGCAAGGUGUGACUCAGCUUGCCUUUAAUUUCCAACGGCUGUCUAUCAGUCAAGAUCAGGAGCAAAGGAUUCUGAAACUUUUAGGGGAACUUGGGGAAGGGCAGUCUGCUACAGUAUAUGAUCUUGUCAAGAAACUUGGGGUCCAAAAGAAGGAAGUAAAUCGAGUUUUGUACCAUCUACUGAAGCAAGGGAAGUUGCACAAGGAAGAAGGCACACCCCCUAACUGGAGUAUCCCAACCCCAUCCCAUGCUUGGAAACAAGCUAACCAGGUUGUGAGACAAGCUGUCCGAAAAGGUCCAAACAAAAGCCUCAAUUCAGACUUGAAAGACAAAAGUUUCAUCCCUGAAUCCGAUCCACUUAGUUUUGUCAACAUGGCUGAUAUCAAGGAGAAAAUCUGUGCCUACUUAUUUGAUGCUCCAGAUUCCUCCGCCCUGAACUUAGCCAAAAACAUUGGCCUUACUAAGGCCCGAGAUGUAAAUACCUUACUCUUUGACUUGGAAAGGCAGGGAGAUGUUCGAAGAGAAGGAUUCACUCUUCCCAAGUGGUCACUGACAGACAAAAAGCGAGAGAGGAUGCAACUUAAAAAAAAUGAAAAUAUCCCAGUAGACAUCCCUAUAUCCCAGACAGAUAUUGAGGUUGACCCAGGUAACUCAGAUGUCACCAACACACACACUACUAGGAAAGAAGAGGAGAGUGUUGAGAAUGGACAUCAGCCACCAUCAGGGCCAACAGAGGAUGGCAAUGUGGCCGUCCCAGGAUUGCUUGAGGAACCCCCAGUUCAAGACAAUGACCCCUCAGACAUGAAGGUUGAAAAUGGUCAGUGGGCCACAGAUGACAUCCCAGAUGAUUUAAAUAGCAUUAAGCAGGAAGAUGACCACACCAUAAUGGAUUUACCCAACUACAUGGCCCGUGUUGGUGCCUCCUCACAGUUCACAGCUAUCAAGAAACUAACAGCUUGCCGACAGAAGAAUCCAAUCAGUGGACUGUUAGAAUAUGCUCAGUUCACCUGCCAGACCUGUGAGUUCACGCUCUUGGAGCAGAGUGGCCCAUCGCAUGAACCCAGAUUUAAAUACCAGGCUGUGAUCAGUGGCCGACGGUUCCCUCCAGCAGAAGCUGGCAGCAAGAAGCUGGCCAGGCAAGAUGCUGCUGCAAAAGCCAUGACAGUCCUAUUUGAAGAGUCUGGAGCCCAGGAAGACGUAACCUCUUCAGCGCCACCGUCACCGCCUCAGCCUCAACCUCAGCCUCAAACUCAAACUCAGCCUCAGCCUCAGCCUCAACCUCAGCCUCAGCCUCAGCCUCAGCCUCAGCCUCAGCCUCAGCCUCAGCCUCAGCCUCAACCCAUGGAAGAAGAACCAGAGAAGCCUUCAGCUCCAGAGCCUGAUCUCAGUUCCAUCAGCCCCUCGAGUAUUCUUUUUGGGAAGAACCCCAUUAGUGUAUUGAUGGAACACGUGCAAAAAUCCGGGAGCAGCUGUGAAUUCCUUCUCAUAUCCCAGGAAGGCCCAGCUCAUGACCCCAAGUUUAAAUACUGCGUAAGGAUGGGGAGUCAGACGUUUCCAACCAUGAUGGCCAAUAGCAAGAAGGCAGCAAAGCAGAUGGCAGCUGAGGUGGCUGUGAAGGCUCUCUGUGGAAAUCCUACCCUGAACCCUUGGACCAGGCAGUCAAACAUGGAAUACUUUAGUGAUCCUACAUCCUUUGGUGGCCUAGGAGAGCCAGUACCCGGCAGGGCAAAGAAGAUUGGGGAUCUUAUCAAAUACCUGAAUGCCAACCCUAUCAGUGGCUUGUUUGAAUAUGCCCGGUCCAAUGGCUUUGCUGCAGAAUUCAAGUUGGUAGACCAGUCUGGACCUCCCCAUGAGCCCAAGUUCAUUUACCAAGCAAAAGUUGGGGGUCGCUGGUUCCCCGCUGUCAGCGCACACAGCAAGAAGCAGGGCAAGCAGGAGGCAGCCGAUGCAGCCCUGCGUGUCCUGAUUGGGGAGACAGAGAGGGCAAGGCGCACAGGGGGCAUGGGCAUUUCAGAGCUUCCUCUGACUGGUAGCACCCUCCAUGAUCAAGUGGCCAUGCUGAGCCACCAGUGCUUCAGCUCCCUCACUGCACCCAUCCAACAUAGCCUGCUUGGCCGAAAAAUCCUGGCUGCCAUCAUCAUGAAGAAAGGCGAUGACGACCUGGGCCUUGUGGUUAGCUUUGGGACAGGGAAUCGCUGUGUAAAGGGAGAAGAGUUGAGUCUAAAGGGAGAGACAGUCAAUGACUGCCAUGCCGAAAUCAUCUCCCGGAGGGGUUUUAUCAGGUUUCUCUACAAUGAGUUAAUGAAAUACAAUCCCAUGUCUUGGAAAGACAGUAUAUUCGAGGUUGCCCAUGGAAAUAAGUUACAAAUAAAAAGGAAUGUGACUUUCCACCUUUACAUCAGCACUGCCCCUUGUGGAGAUGGUGCCCUCUUCGACAAGACAUGCAGUGAUCCUCCAGAGAGUUUCAUGGACUCACAGCACCAGCCACUCUUUGAGAACCCUAAACAAGGCAAGCUGCGCACCAAGGUAGAAAAUGGAGAAGGUACAAUCCCAGUGGAGUCGAGUGAUAUCCUGCCAACAUGGGAUGGCAUUCAACAUGGAGAAAGACUGCGUACUAUGUCCUGCAGUGAUAAGAUUCUUCGUUGGAAUGUGCUUGGCCUGCAGGGGGCGAUGCUCUCCCACUUCUUGCAGCCUAUUUAUCUCAACUCAGUCACUCUUGGUUACUUGUACAGCCAGGGACACCUGACACGAGCGAUCUGCUGCCGUCUGUCCAAAGAGGAACGUGCAUUCCGAGAAGGGCUAAAGCCUCCAUACACUGUCAACCAUCCUAAGGUGGGCAGGGUCAGUGUAUAUGAUUCCACAAGGCAGACUGGGAAGACCAAGGAGUCCAGUGUUAACUGGUGUGUGGCUGACAGAACUGAAAUCGAGGUCCUGGACGGCACCAAAGGCAAAGUGGAUGGACCAAGACUCGAUGUAUCACGUCUCUCCAAGAGGAGCAUGUUCAGCCUGUUUCAGCAGCUAUGUGCCCAUCACAACCGAAAGGACCUACUGAGGCUUGUUUCCUAUAACGAAGCCAAGGAAGCUGCCCGGGACUACCAGGUGGCCAAGCACUACUUCAUAAAAGGUCUGAAGGACAUGGGCUUCGGCAGCUGGAUCAGCAAACCUCUGGAGGAAAAGAACUUUUCCCUCUGUGAUGCGUAGUGUGCUCAGCUGGUUGUUCAGGGGUAUUUCAGGGUUUGGGGUGGGAGGUGGGAGGUAGCACUCUUCAUUAUGUUGGUGUUUUGUUUUGUUUUUAAUGGACCCAGCAUUGCUAAUAUUUAGGGCUUUGGGUUCCCAUUUGUCCUGCCUCCUCUGAGGUUGUUGGGGAAGGGUAGGAUGGGCGAGGCCUUGUCACUACCUGUCUUCCCGGAGAAGAGGCAGAAAUCUGUUGGGGGAGAGAAGAGCUCUUCUAUCUCUAAUAAGCAAAAGCAAUCAUUGGGCAAAUGCAAGCCGUUCCCUCGAGCUUUUUCUUUGCUGCAUUCACUUCUUGAGGUCUUGAUUAGGUUCCGGGCAGCUCUUUGUGAUUCAGAGACUGAUAUAAUUUGCGGUUUAUCCCAGGUCCUUUGGUUUCUCCGCCUUCCCUUCUUUCCCUUUCCUUAAAUUGUCUGGCCACUCCACAUUUCCCCCUGAGGAGGGUGAACGCAGUGGUGAAUUUCAGGUAUUGGGCAAAAAUAUUUUCAAAGAGAAGAAAGGCUGAAGUGACACAGUCAGCAUGGUUAUCUGUGCCAGUAAAGGAAAGCAUUAGUAUAAUCAAAAUCUACAGCUAAUCUACCCAAAAAACCCAGUAGUCACGUAUCCUUCUACCCAGUUGAGAGUGGGUGGAUGUGGAAAGCAUAAUACUGACUCGUAGCAAUGAUGGGAGGGAAGGAGGAGAGGAGGAAAGAAACUCUUCCAGGGCUACGUGUUUAGUUCCCCGGUGCAGUAGGGGCAAGAACACUACUGGAGGGAGAUGGAGCCCCCAAAUCCCAGCUAUUUUUAAGCCCCAUUGCUGAUAGUUGCUUUCCAUAGUAAUUUCCCUACUAAAGGUAAGAGGGCCUUUACCCCAAAACAGCUGAGUGGGACAGUUCCUGGGUCAGAUCCCAAAGGUGUUGUAUAACCUCCUCAGCCUAAAUCAUCAAUCAGUGGGGAACAAAAAAAAGAGCAUGACAGUUGCCAUGCUGGGGGGUCAGACCAGCUUCAAGUCAAUCAAGUACUAGAUCUCUUGCCAGCCAUGCCAAGGAACAUUGACUUGUGUUGGCAAAAAUAGGGGGUUUAAAAAUACAUGUUAUUAAUUUUUCAUUCCCACAGGUAACCAAGAGUUGUCAUUCAAGUUUAAAAUUAGCACCUUAAUCCUUCAAUUAUAUUAGAAGUAUUUCCAUGUGGUUUUGAUCAUUGAUAGAGAUGAUUCUUGACCAGUACAUAGGCCUAUAGGAUGGUUUGUUUCCCCUGCUUGUUGGGGAGAAAGUGGACUUUGUAGGCAAAAAGCAAGGUUUCCUGAAAUUGCUGACUUAACGCUGAGUUAGAUGCUCAGGCCCAGUGUCUCCUUGACCCAAGAUAUUCUUGUCUCCACCUUCAUCACCAGCGCUCAAGCUGGGGUAAAGAUUAGGCAGAUAUCUCAGGGAGAAUAGCAAAAACAUUUCACCCUUAACAUCUGUCUUUUCUCUAGCUCUCCCUAGAAUGGUACUGAUACAGUUAUACCUGUUAUCUUGCCAAGACAUACUCCUUCCCAUCCUCCAAGCAAUCCACUGGUCCAAUCAUCUAUUCAUACCUGCACACCUCCAAAUAUAUAAACCCAAGCAUAAACAUGCACACAUUCAUUUUUAUAUCUACAUAUAUAUGUAUCUGUGUACCCACACUUGCUAUGUAGCAGUCCAUCCUCUUAAUCAGAAAUUAUCUAAGGGGAGUGAGGAAAGCCAGGAUGUCAUGACAUGGUAAGAGUGUCUCUGCAGCAUACCAUAAUGUCCCAAGGAGCAUGUUGAAAAAUAGUGCCCUUCUUAGUAAAGAAGGGCAAAGGCCCUUGUCCCCUGUCUCCAGUGUACUUUUCAUCCCUUUCAAUCAUAGGUUGGAUGAAGCUGGUAAUAUUGUGGUACCUGCCCCAGCAGGCAGUGAGAUCUUGUGACUACUGUAGUUAGGAAUCUCCUAGACAGAAGUUCUUUUAUCCCGGGUCCCCAGAUUAGGAGCAUUAUCAUCUCUUUCUUCCUCCUUCAUUACUCGUUGAUAGAAUUGGAGUGUUUGACAACCCCCACCACAGUCUGCUUUGGUUGGAAGUUAGAAACCUCCAGCAAAACAUACUUUGUUGGCUCUGGCCCACACCAUGUAGAAUGGUGAACAUUAUUUUUAUGAGAAGGCUGCAAUGUAUCAAACAUAGCUCCAUCCCUCAUUAAUGAUUCUGUUUGUGUUCUAGGAACAUUGAGCAAGGGAAUGUGUGUUUGAGACCGAUAAUUCUGCCCCACUCUCUCCUUCCUACUCCGUUUAGACACACACCUCCCCUCCUUUGUCUGCUGCUGAGCAGUGGAGAAGGGGAAGGUGGAAUUUCCCAGGGAUGGAUCUGAUACCAUUUUAUGAGAUUUCUUCUUGGAUCUUUAGCCCCUUUAUCACAAUCCUCCUCAACCUUCCUUCCAAAAGGGGGAAAAAUGCAAUGGUUGGUAAGCCUGAACAGUUGCAAUUGUAUAUCCCUUAGAGAAAUCACUUAGCAUAAAUUAUCUCCACCUGAACCAAUUUCCCUUUUGAACCUGAAGGGACUUAGUUUGCCGUUUGGGGGGCUUUUGGCAAUAGCUUUUGAGAGCAGAACAGAGAAGCAAAUGUAAAUGUGAGAAAACUGACCACAAUAUACUUGCUUUAUAAUUCUGCCUUUAACUAUCCCUAGAUAUCAGUGAUUGAAGAUAUACAUUCCUCAUAAGAAAUAAAAGAAACUUUCUGUAUUGUUAGACAGCCUUAGUUCUGCAACUCAUUUGGUGAGUCAAAAGUUCAGAGGGGGAACCCUAAGACCUGGGAUUUUUUUUUAAGUGCUGAGGAGCUGAUUGCAAACCUGUUCUGAAGAGAAAGCCAAUGCAUCUGUUUGACGGAAGAAGGAAGCAUUUCAAAGGGGGCUGCCUGGAACAAAGGGAAGCUACUUCAGCAGCCCCCCAGAAGGGGCUGUAUUUGCCAUUAGAAAUGUCCCAGACGGCUCAUCUGCUCCAGCCCCAACCCCAGCUUGCUCUGUCAGUCUCCUCCCAUUUGCAUCACUUCUUCCAUAGGGCCUUGGUCUACUUUAUUUUCGUCGUCAGAGCAUAUUGUACACCUAGCCUCAGCUUUGACUGCUUGUUUUAAUGGAAGUGGACUUUGGCCAUUUGCUUUUUAAUACAUUGAUAGUACCGUGAA